Messenger RNA from Chilo suppressalis (striped riceborer), 2559 nucleotides. Lineage: Eukaryota; Metazoa; Arthropoda; Insecta; Lepidoptera; Crambidae. The record is from the annotation of a GenBank genome assembly.
AUGGCAACGGGAGUAAAACCUCGUGAUGAAGAUUCGCAGCUCACUCGCACCGACCUUGAAGUUAUUCAAGAAGCAAUGAAAAACAAAAAAUUUCGUGACUUGUUGGUCGAUUACUGCGAGGAAGUACGUGACCCGGCGAAUCAAGCUUUGUAUCAGAAAGAAAUGACCCAGCUAGAGAAAGAACGUGGCUACGAUGUAACAUUUAUAAAUCCAAAGGGAGGCUAUGUUAUCAAAACCAGUGUCGCAGGCGACAGAAAAGCCUUUAUAAACAUAUGCAGUAAUGAAAAUAUCGACAAACCAUCCUGCAAAGUUCAUGAAGUUAAUGGCCGGAAAGGGAUGAACUGGCAGUUACCGUAUUCAAUAAUUCCUCCAAGGGAAGAUUAUGAUCACAAACGGGAGCGAUGUGUCAUUUACGACGUAGUGUUUCACCCGGAUACUUUGCGAAUGGCAGAGGUUAAUAAACAAUUUCGCGAAUUGGUAAACAAGACUGCAUGUGAAGGACUUCAAAACACUUAUAAUAUCCACUUUGAUAACAACAAUUUACGCUUCCCUAAAUCUCACUACAAGGGAAUGAAUAUGCCAGCUGUAAUAAGAAAAGAGGACCCUAAUUUUCAACCACCAACUGAGGAAGAUUCCGACGAAAUGUCUGCAGAGUUGUUAGAAAAAUUAUACCCACAGCACAAUUAUACUACUGAGAAAAAUUCUCAUGCAGAAGAAAGACUGUACCAUAAAGUGAAAAGCAGCAAAUCAGAGUUUUUGCAUGCAUCUGAUGACGGAUACACAGUACCCAAGUAUAUUAUCAAACAACAAAAAAAUGUUGAUUUUCAAGAUUACACUUAUCAUAAAGAUUGCAAGCAAUAUGCAGCUAUUCCUAGUCAUAUAGUGGUUGAAGUAAAUCUUCCUCUUCUGUCAUCUACAAAAGACUGUAUCCUUGAUGUUCAGGAAAAGUCCUUAGUUUUGAAAUCAGAAAGACCAGCAAGAUAUAAAUUAAAUAUAACCCUUCCAUACUCUGUAAAUGAUGAAUGUGGUAGUGCUAAGUUUGAUAAAAGCAGACGCACAUUGAUAGUGACUCUACCAGUGACGAAGCAAAAUAUGAACAGUGAUAAAAUGAACUCGCUUAAAUUUGAUAGUGGUGUAGAAAGUGAAGAGAACUCUGGGUCACAGAGUGAUGAAGAUGUGAGAGAAGCUAAAAUUGUUGAAAUAUCCUCAACAAAAACCGAAUCAUCAAAGAAAAUGUCUGAAGAUACUAAAUCUGUAAAUAGUUCCUUUUUCAAUGAAGCACUUGGCUACAUUUUACCUUCAUACACACAUAAUGUUUUAGAUGAUGUUGUUGCAUUCACCUUUCAUGUCAAAAACACUGAGCCAGAUUCUGUGCAAUUUGAGAGGAUUCAUAAUAAGGUGCUUCUUAAGUUUACAUCUGUCGGAUCUGGGUUUGUUCCUGUGCAUUAUGCUGCUAUAAUUAAGUUUGAAGAUAGUAUAGAAUUUGAUAAUGUGACUGGAGAGGCAUGGGAUAAUAAUGUAAUUUUACAACUUGAACUCACUGGUGAUGUUCCACAAAAAUUUGAAAUAGGCCUGAAUGAAGAUUGUAUGACAUAUGAAGAAUUUGACAUGUCUUUUGUUACUAAGAAUAAUAAAAAUUUUGUUGAUGAAGGAAAAAAAUCUGCUUCGGAAGUUACGCAGCCAAUUGUAGAAGUUACUAAUUUGGGAUCAGAGACCAACAUUCUAGUUUCUUCUCAGCAGAACGAUCUGGUGGAAGACGAUUUAGAUGAGGAUGAUAUUGAUUCUCCUAUUGAAAAAGAAAGAGAAAUUGUAUGGACUGACCAAGGGAGUUCUGACAACAAUGCAAAAAGCAUUCUUCGUAAACCAAUAUCAAUGAUGCGUAGCUUCUCUGAAUCUAGUGCUGAUGUUGCAUCAUCUAUGGAUUACAUCAGCUCUGAUUGCAUACCAGAAGAAAGUAGCUUAAAAAAGACUGUUAGAUUUAAUGAUGUCAUUGCAAGACAAUUUUAUAGGUACAAUUCAUCAAUAGAAGGCCAGAAGAAAAAGAAUCAGCGAAAGAAAAGUAAAAAACGCACCCAAGAAAGAAGAAAGAGUGAAAGUGAAGCAGAAGAUGAGAUAAUUAACUCUAAUAAGUCAUCCAAGCCCAGAUUGAAGUCCGUGUUGAAGGAGAGGCGCGAUAGCGGCUUGGCGGACACAUCAGAUGCGGAAGGCGAUUGUAAAAAUGGAACGACGAUAUAUUCUGAACUGUUGAACGUUGAAAAAGUGGACGAUAAGGACACAGAUAGAAACGUAAAUGGUGACAGUGAUACUACUGAAAGUUAUACAUUUGAAUCAAUGUUAAACAUGGUAAAUGAAAAGAGUAGUAGUGAAGAACAACAAAAAGGAACUAUAUGGAAGUCAGAUGCUGAAACAACUAAAAAGAAAACUAAGAAAACCCCUGAUCCUGUCACCUGUGAUAACAUCAAACAUAACACAAAUCUCUAUAAUCCUGAUAAGUUAAACAAAGGCCAAUAUGUAGAAAUAUCGUUCAAAAAUGAUCUCAUAUUUGAUUUGGACAUGUGA